CUGCAGCAGCAACAGCAGCAGAAGCAUAAUCAGCAACUGCAGCAGCAACAACAGAAAGCCACAAACAGUUGUCAUCAUUGUUGAUUGUGUUGCGGGUCGACAUUCUAAGUCGACGACUUGAUGGAGAAGGCUGUGCUUAAUAUAUAAUUGACGUAACGUGUAAUGCACAUCACCAGUUUGUGGUGAAAAUCUCGACUGGCCAACAAAAUGGACAACUUCAUCAACAAUCAUAGUCUGCGUGACAUUAACAGUACAACAAUGCCACACAUUCAAGCUGGCGGCGUCUCUAUGGAUAAUUUCUAUCCGGCUUUGGUGCAGUGUUUUGGCAUUAUAAUCUGUGGCUAUUUAGCCGGUCGCUUUGGGAUAGUUACCAAUGCCGAAACGAAAGGAUUGGGAACAUUUGUGAGCACCUUUGCCCUGCCCUCGCUCAUCUUUCUCUCAAUGGUGGAGCUCAACUGGACUAACGUCAAUUGGAGCUUUUUGCUUGCCAUGUUCAUCUCCAAGUCCGUCGUAUUCUUUGCUGUGCUCAUCAUUUGUCUGCUGGUGGCCCGACCUUUGAACUAUGCCCGAGCAGGCUUGCUGGCCAUGUUUUGUACUCAGAGUAACGAUUUUGCCAUUGGUUAUCCCAUAGUGAUGGCUCUUUACAAAGAUGUGCAUCCGGAGUAUGCCUCAUAUUUGUAUGUCAUGGCACCCAUUUCAUUUGCCAUUCUCAAUCCCAUUGGCCUAGCUUUCAUGGAGAUUAGCAAGAAUAUCAGGAACAAGGAGGAGCUCAGUCGCAAUCCACCACUCUGCUCCGCCGAGUCGAUGCGCCAGCAACGUUAUUGCCUCGGCGAGCGAACAAUGUUCGUAUGGAACACGUUUAAAUCGCUGUUCCUUAAUCCGCUGGUGCUGAUGACGCUGCUCGGCAUCGGACUGGCUUUCGUGUUCCCCAAGGGACUGCCUGCGAUGGUGGCCAGUGUGCUUCGGGUCUUUGGACAGAGCUUUGCGGCGCCGGCCCUUUUUCUGUCCGGACUCAAGAUUAUCAGUAGCGGCUCUGGUUCACAGCGCAAUUCAUUGGGCAUAUUGUUGCCAUGUGUACUCAUGUUGGUCAAGAUCUUCGUGUUGCCUCUGGUCUGUCGCCAGGCUGUGUAUACAUUUGGUGCUGGGGCUACCAUUGAUGCGACAACUGAGCUGAGCACCUUUGGCUUUCUCUACGGCACUUUUCCGACGGCUCUCGCCGUCUUUGUAUAUGCGACCCAAUACAACGUGGAAGUGGAACUGAUUGCUCGCAGCCUGGUUUUGUGCACCUUCGUCUCGGCGCCAGUUAUGUUUAUCUCAGCCAAAAUGAUAUCGUUGUCCAAUCCCAAGCCCGUUGACCCUGUCCAUGAGCUGGAUGCGUUCUCCUUUGAUAUUAGCAUUGCUGGUGCCGCCGCCUGUUGCUGGAUGUUGGCGUUGUUGAUUGUGACCAAGAGAUUUAAGCGCAUGCCCCAAAGAAUUACCUUCUGCAUGGUCUUGUCGCAGUUAACAUGUUGCAUUGGCGUCAUACUCUGGUCGAAACUGGAUCAAGCGAAACGUUGGUCUUUGUAUUUGCAAUUCUUGGGCGAUUGCAGCUCACGUUUGUGGACGGCCUUUUUGGCCAUAACGCUGCUCUUCCUACAGUGUCGCAGCUUGAGUUUUGUGCAAAAGCUCUGGCCGUAUAUGCUGAUCUUUGCCUGGGGCCUGCCAGGGCUCGCCUCCAGCCUGCUGAUUGCAUACUUGCCCCUGCCCAGCAAGAAAAAAAAUCGUAGAUUUCAAUAUGGCAGAGUGCAGAAAACAAUUGUAGUCUUCGUACUCGUAAUAUGCUUUACAGUGACUGUCUGGUGCUUAGUGCUGCAUCAACGCUACAAGAAGCGCUAUGGAAAUAACCAGACCACUUCGCCCAAUUUGCCGGCCAACACAGAUGGUUCCUCCAGUUCCUAUUUGCCCUUAUCGGAUGAUGACGAGAUGAUAACCACGACUGAUGUGCCGGAUACCCGGUCAAGUUCAAGUUCAGGCAAUUGUAGUGAUUCCAGUUCAAUUGUAACCCAGCCUGCAACAUCUACGUCGGGCAUAAGUAUGGAGGAUCUGGAUAAAAUUGAGAGCGUGCCUGCCACAGAAUUAAGAAUCAAUUUUAAAACAGAACGUAUUAUUUACAAUCAUUUAAUAUCUGGCUGGAAUAGUUCAUAUGACUUCAAUGAGGAGCAGAGGGAGCACAGAGUGUCUCAGCCAUUGGAGCCUUUAGAGUCAUUGGAGAAUACGACCGAUGAGAAUCAGAAAUCGAGGCACAUUGUCCUGCUAAUCAUACUGCUGUGCUCAAUGUUUGUCGGUCUUGCCGUGUCCAUUUGGACGUUAGUCGUGGAGUGUCUUUCAGGCAUCUUUUUUGAAUUGAGUUUUCUCGAUGUGUUUCUCAACUUUGGCCAAGGUUUGAUUGUCCUAGCGGUUUUCAUAGGCGACACGGUCGAUCUACUGAUGCCAUUUUGGCAUAAAAUAUGGUAUGGCGCCAAUGUUGUCAGUCUGCCCCACUGGUCGAAUCUGCGUCCCGAGACAAAACAGAUAUGCGAACAAUUUCGCAAUCAUCAUUUGGAGAACUGCAAAAAGGAUAUUGCCAAGGACAGAAGAUGGCGCAUUCGAGUCUACCGCAAGGUCUUUUAUGGCAGCGAGUUUGUCAGCUGGCUUAUUGAGGUCGGUCUCUCCAAGGAUCGCAUGGAGGCUGUGCAUUAUGCACGACAUCUAGUUGAUGGUCGCGUGCUGCGACACAUUAACAACGUUUAUCACUUCGAGGAUAAACAAUUGCUUUAUAACUUCUGUAGUCGCAUCUAGGCGACAAGAGCAGACAGAUGGAAAAUGCAAAGUUUUUAUGUUUAAGUGGGAAUCUUGUAAUUUGUGUGCUGUGAUUGUAUGCACACACACACACACACACAUCCCCCCACACACACACACACUUGCCAACAGCCAAAUAGGGGUGGGUGUGGUGUGUGUUUGUGACUGGCUGCGUGUCUAUAAAUGUAUACAUGGACUUUGUUUAUUGUUUAUUCAUGAAAGCGAUGCAAAUGCUUUGACAUAUGUAUAUGUUUAUUCGAUAAGUAGAUGAAGAUGCAAAAUGAAUGCGCAUAAAACGUGUUUAAUAUAAACAUAUAAACAAUUAAGCACAUUCAUCAAUAAAUUGUUACAUAUAGCUUAUGGUGUAAGGCGCCAAAAAUAAAACAUUACGAAUGCA
Drosophila grimshawi is the source of this 3214-nucleotide messenger RNA. RefSeq names its product integral membrane protein GPR155-like. Lineage: Eukaryota; Metazoa; Arthropoda; Insecta; Diptera; Drosophilidae. The record is from RefSeq and is a predicted model, not a curated record. Gene Ontology annotation, cellular component: membrane. Gene Ontology annotation, biological process: intracellular signal transduction; transmembrane transport.